Ochlerotatus camptorhynchus is the source of this 850-nucleotide messenger RNA. Its product is annotated as endocuticle structural glycoprotein ABD-4-like. Gene Ontology annotation, molecular function: structural constituent of chitin-based larval cuticle. The transcript has 3 exons. Gene Ontology annotation, cellular component: chitin-based extracellular matrix. Bases 106 to 507 code for a protein of 133 amino acids. The record is from RefSeq and is a predicted model, not a curated record. Lineage: Eukaryota; Metazoa; Arthropoda; Insecta; Diptera; Culicidae.
GUAUUGGGAAGAGUGCUACCUGAGGUGUCUCAUCCGGUGAUAAGUGUACAGUGCAAGCCGAGUGUUUUUUUAGAAGAAGCGAAAACUAAAAAAUUUAACAUCAAAAUGAAAAUCGAAGUACUUCUACUGACAGUAUGUCUAGCCGCAGCUCUGGCAGCACCCCAACGAUCCGAUGCCGAGGCCGAAAUCGUCUCGCAAGAUAGCAACAUCGAUCCGGACGGCUCGUAUCAGUACAGCUACGAAACGGCCAACGGAAUUCGUGGUCAGGAACAGGGAACUCUCAAGCGUGCCAGCAGCCCCGACACGAGCGAUGUCAUCGUAGCGCAAGGUUCGGUCACGUACACGGCUCCCGAUGGGCAGGUCAUUACGUUGAACUACGCAGCCGACGACGAGAAUGGAUUCCAACCGCAGGGCGAACAUCUGCCCACUCCACCACCAAUUCCACCGCAGAUCCAGAAGGCUUUGGACUACCUGGCCAGUCUACCACCGGCAAACCGAAGGCGUUAAGACGAAAGCACUACUCGCCCGGAUUGACUGACGGAUGAUGAUAUGUGUGUGAGCGUGAUGCCCAUUUCACCACCUGAGAGCAAGACAUGACCAAUACUCAGUUUUAAGAUAUUUGUUUUAUUAUUUGUUUUUCGUUUUAUUCUGAUUGAUGAAGUAGAACCUUUUUGUUGCGGUUAAGAUUUAUGUAAAUUUGCAUUUAAGGCAUGAAAGAAGCGAGAGUAAAGCUUGGUAGAAAAUGAUAUUUCGUGUUCAAGUGCUUUAACCAUCUAUCGAUUGUCUAAUUAUGCAGGAGAAAAUGACAGUACUACUAUGCUACCAAUGUGCAAAGGCGUUAAUAAAAUCG